Nelumbo nucifera (sacred lotus) is the source of this 897-nucleotide messenger RNA. RefSeq names its product Ribosomal protein PSRP-3/Ycf65 (gene PSRP3/1). Gene Ontology annotation, biological process: translation. Gene Ontology annotation, molecular function: structural constituent of ribosome. Gene Ontology annotation, cellular component: ribosome. The record is from RefSeq and is a predicted model, not a curated record. Lineage: Eukaryota; Viridiplantae; Streptophyta; Magnoliopsida; Proteales; Nelumbonaceae.
AAGUGUCACUAAAACUAAAAAUAGCAACACCCCCCGACUCUCUGACCCCUUGGUGCCUUAUCCAGAGUCGGGAACUCGCCAAAGCGCAACACAACCUGUGAAAGACCAUGGUUUCUUCUACUUCUACAUAGAAACUCUCUCUCUCUCUCUCUCUCUCUCUCCACUCAAGAUGUUAUCGAUGGCGAUUCAACCUGGUGUUAAUGGCUUCGCUCUCACACGCUCCUCCUUUCCUCAAAAAUUUGGUUUCAAUCCCGUUAAUGCUUCAAUCUCCUUCAACCCCAAGCCCGCUUCUUUACAUCUAUCGCCGCUUGUCCACUUAAUACGGAGACCCAACAGAAAACAACUGAGACUAUCCACUUCAGCUUCUGCAGCUGAAGCCAUUGAAGAAGAAGCAACCACUGAGGACUCAGCCUCUACAACGCCACAAGAAUCCGAACCCUUUGAAGAAAAAGAGCUUGGAGUGGUUGUGAAACCGAUGGAGAAACCGAGACUUGUAUUGAAGUUCGUUUGGAUGGAGAAGAACAUUGGUCUUGCGCUUGACCAGAAGAUACCAGGCCAUGGGACCAUUCCUCUAAGUCCUUACUAUUUUUGGCCGAGGAAGGAUGCUUGGGAAGAGCUCAAGUCCCUGUUGGAGAGUAAGCCAUGGAUAUCUCAGAAGAGGAUGAUUAUCCUUCUUAAUCAGGCUACUGACAUCAUCAAUUUGUGGCAGCAAAGCGGCGGCAAUUUAUCAUAACUUAUAUUUCGUGAAAAGGGAUAUUUAUUUCAGCACAUGUCUGUGUUUGUAGAUUAUUCUCAUGCAUUAUUGAAUUUUUGUGUUUAUGUAAACUAUAACACUGUAGUUGUUAGGGCUAUUUAUAUUUCCCUUUUUUUAAUGAAAUCAUUUUCUUAACACAAGUU